CAGCCUGCUCUCCUUGCCAGCUGGGAGAUGCUCACCCUCCUCCUCCUCCUCCUCCUGCAAGAUGGGACCAAGGCUGCUCCUGCUGAUGCUGUUGCUGCUGUUGUAAGGCUUUGAGCAUCUUUCUUUGGUGGGACCCAGGCAGCUCUUCUCAGUUGAGGCAGAACAUGCUCUAAACAGAUUCUGCCCAAGUCAGCGACUACCCAAAAGUCACUAUGGCAACCAAGCAACCUCCCCCUCUAAUGAAGAAGCACAGCCAGACAGACCUUGUAAGCCGUCUGAAGACACGGAAGAUCCUAGGGGUUGGGGGGGAGGAUGAUGACGGUGAAGUUCAUAGGUCCAAGAUCAGUCAAGUCCUGGGCAAUGAAAUUAAAUUUGCUGUGAGGGAACCCUUGGGACUCAGGGUUUGGCAGUUUGUGUCAGCCAUCAUCUUUUCUGGGGUUGCCAUCAUGGCUCUUGCCUUUCCUGAGCAGCUCUACGAUGCUGUCUUUGAAGAAGAAUCAGUCAACAGUAAGAUGCCCAUCCGUCUGUAUGGAGGAGCCUUGCUUAGUAUCUCCCUCAUCAUGUGGAAUGCCCUGUACACAGCUGAGAAGGUCAUCAUCCGUUGGACCCUGCUAACAGAAUCAUGUUAUUUUGGGGUACAGUUCUUGGUUACAAUCAUCACACUGGUGGAAAGUGGUCGAGCAUCCACAGGCGCGACUCUUCUUCUUACCAGCCGGGUCCUCUUUGUACUUAUCAGCCUUUAUUAUUAUUACCAAGUUGGACGCAGGCCCAAGAAAAUCUAAUCUUCAAGACUUUUGGGAUGUGGGUGGGGUGGUGGGCAGAGGGGCUUGUCAAACAUUUUACAUUCUUCUUUUUCUUUUGGUACAUUUUAUAUUUUGUCUUUAAAAUCACACUUCCUUAAGGCAUGCAUCAAUGUAUAAAUCCAGAACUGGUGUUUACUGCUGCCAUCAGAGCUUGAAGAGGAGAGAUCAAAGCCAGUCUGGAGAAUGAUGGUAGGCCAAAGUAGGUGAGAAAAGAGAAUGUGGAGCUAACAAGGGCUAAUCAGAUCUAGGUGGUUGUGGAGGGAUUAGUUUUACAGAGAAAAGUGGCACAUGAUCAAAGUGAAGGGACAUGUGGAAAUGGAGCAAUCCCUCAAAGCUGAAUUCAGAAUGCAAAAGCUGCCAAAUAACCCUCAUUAAUGGCAGACUAGGAGGAUUGCAGUGGCCUGCAGACUGAAAGUUAUGCUGCCUACCACCAAAAGAUGUUUCUUGCCUGAGAUUGCACAGGCACUGCUAGUAAUACUAAAUCCAUUUUUGGCUUAAUGUCUGAAAAGUCAGGGCUCAGCGGCUAAGUGAUCGCUUGGAUGUUAAUAUCACUGCCAUGUCUGCAAACCUCUGAUGUUUUAGGAACCAAUGAGCCUAGUAAUUUAAUGGAAAACUGAUGGAUUUUUGAAGGAGGACUGGUGAAAAUAUCCGAAUCACCUACUGCUUCCCCAUGGGUCAGUUUCCCCUUCUUGCAACUGAGUGUUGCUUGUAUUGAUUUAUUUUUGUGGCGCCAGGCAUUACAGAACCCCACCCCAUGUGAUUCCAGAGAUAACACUGGGAAAAGGGGAAAGGGAAGCAUAUAAGAGAUAAAAGAAACCAUCCAUUUACAUCAGUUAAAGCAAACAAGUGUGAACACAGGGUAUUGGAAACAUCUGCCAUUCAUCCCCUUAUGUUGCAAGGGAAAAUAUGUUCUCUACCUAUAUUGGAACACAAUUAUAAAUAAGUAGCCAAGGAAUUUUCAGGAAUAAGCUGCUAUGAACAGUACUCAUGUAUUCCUUGGCUAGUUCAGCACAUACACCACAGUGAUGUGUAAGUUGCUAUUUAAUUCAAACCCCUUGGUUUUGGUGGUUGGUCAUCGUCUGUGAAAUUGAAAUGUUCUUGAAAGCAAAUGAAGAUGUGUGUAUAGGGGUGGAGUGGGAUGGUGGGAUUGAUUCCCAGAGUUUGGGAAAGUUAAUUUUUGAACUAAAACUGCAGAACACCCCAGCCAGAAAAUUAAUUUUUCCAUGUUCUGUCGAUUCCUGUGUCACUUCAUUUGUAUGGUGGCAUGUUACCCCAACAGGAAUGCUGCAUUCCCCAUCAGAUGUAUUGAGUGACUGAAUGUAUCCUGUUCUAAACCAUAGCUCUGGGAAGGAGUUUGCAUGUGGGUUGCCUACCCUCUACCCCACUCCCAGGUGUUUUUUGUGGGCAUGAAUACCACACAACCCCCUGGGUAGCUUAGCUAUGCUGAGUAGGAGGAGCCAUUCAGCCUAGGGAUAUAUAUGCUGUCCCCCAUCUAUGAUGGCCUCUGCCAUGUUUACUAGUUUUGAAUGACAUCCCAAACUUUCAGUUAUCAGUGUUUAUUUUUUAACCAUUCAGUCACUUAACCAAAAUAAAUCAGGAUUAGCAUAAAAGUUUAAAUUAUACCUAAUUCAUUGAAUCCACUCUUAUUUAUUAUACCUUUUUAAAAAGAAAAAUGAUGUUAGGGUAGUGUAGAGUAGAUUAUGGGGACAUUUGAGGUAUUGCCAGUCUGCCCAGGGUUGCCUAUGUGUCUUUCCCAGACUGUGUGUAGUCAAGAGGCAGACAGGCCAGCACUGGAGAUCUCAUCUGUCUCUGUCUUUCCCCUGCCGUCCCCAGCUUGGAAUUAUCUGCCAAAACCUUCAGAUGAAAUUGGAAGGUGCUUGUUAUCCCCAAGGAGGCCUAGAAAUGAACCCACUAUGUACUGCUUAAGGCUUUGCUCUAGAAUUUUACAGUCUAGGUUUUUAUUAAAAAACAACAACCCAUACUGAAGAACUUCACGUCUACCUUUAAAUAUACAUCUCAUGAUAGUUUUUGUGUGUGUUGCCCAAAAUCAGGAGAACUAUAUCUUUUGAUGUGGAUUUGAAGGCUCACCAGUACAGACCACCUAAGAUGAGCCAAGGUGCAACAACUACAGACUAAUCAAGGGUAGGUUGCUUUCUUCUGGGAUGCAGAACUUUACCUACCAGAUAACCGUGCUUAACGUUUAAAAUCAAAGCAACACCCUUAUACUCAUGGCAAGAACAAAAUUGUAUUUGUAAAGGCACAGAAAUGUUCCAUGGACAGCUGGCAACGUGUGCUGUCUUUUGGCUGCAGUGGGUCUCGCCCCCCCAAAACUGCCUCACUUAUCUUUUGGGAUUUAUCAAAUGUGCAUGAACUUGGACAACUAUGUGCAUCGCAGCUAAUGGCCACAUGAAGACCAUACAUCAAAUGGAAAUCCUCAAAUUGUCUUGAACUUUUGAUAAAUGUAGUGAUUCAUGUGUAGACUUUAAAAUCCAAGGAUAGUGACUAGUAGUCCAGUGUGAGGCUAAAUUCCUCCACAGGAGCAAUUUUUGUUCAUGCUACAUUCAAGUGUCACUUACCAUUCUUGGUCUCUGGAAAAGAUGGUCUGUACACUGUGUGAAAUAAGUUUGAUUUUCAGCAA
Molecule: messenger RNA, 3441 nt
Organism: Sceloporus undulatus (fence lizard)
Lineage: Eukaryota; Metazoa; Chordata; Lepidosauria; Squamata; Phrynosomatidae
Gene: TP53I11
Product: tumor protein p53 inducible protein 11
Source: RefSeq, a predicted model, not a curated record